ACAAAACCGAAACCGCACGCUUGAAGCGCCGGCAAUCUGAGAUAUCCUGCCGCGGCGGUUCGACACGGAACAGUCGCUGCCUUUGGCAACGCCGCAGUAUUUUUGUUCUUAACUGUUUUAUAGUUUAACUGUUACUAGCGGUUCUGAUAAGUCUCCGAGACUCAACGAUUCCACCCGGCGCAUUUUUUGUUCGGCGCUCGCGUUUUUGGGUGCUGUGAAAGUGCGUGACCACCUGUUUGGAGGAGUCCGAUUUUUUUUUUUUUUUCUGUUCAUUGUUUAAAUUAUUUGUUCGACGUCGAAGCCACGAAAAUGUUGGACGGAUUCAAGAUCAAGAAUGCUGUUAUUCGAGAAUCUCUCGCCGAAAUGCUGGGAACAUUCAUUCUUGUGCUUUUCGGCAACACCGUUCUGGCGAUUCUGACCUUCGAGAAAGCCAGUACCGACGGCCUGGCAGCCUGCUUCUGGGGAUGGGGGCUGGCCCUCACCCUCGGAGUCCUGGUCGCCGGAGGAGCAUCCGGGGCUCACCUGAACCCGGCCAUCACGGUUGCUGUGACGACGAUAGGCAAGUUUCCCUGGAGGAAGAUUGUCCCCUACGUGCUCGCCCAGUACAUCGGAGCCUUCAUCGCUUCCGUCGUCCUCUUCAUCACUUAUCGAGGUGCCUUGGAUAAUUUUGAUGGCGGGAAUCGCAUCGUCACCGGCGUCAACGGCACCGCUGGCAUCUUCGCAUCCUAUCCCAAGGAAUUCCUCAGCACCGGAAACGGGCUCGUCGACCAGAUCGUGGGCACGGCGCUGCUGAUGCUCUGCAUCCUGGCCAUCACGGACGCGCGCAACAUGGCGGUGCCCCAGGGUGUCCAGCCGCUGUUCAUCGGCUUCGCGCUGGCCGCCAUCAUCCUCAGCUUCGGCUACAACUGCGGGGCUCCCCUGAACCCGGCUAGGGACCUCGCGCCUCGGGUCUUCACCGCCAUGGCCGGUUGGGGCGGCGAGGUCUUCAGCUUCCGGGACUACAACUGGUUCUGGGUGCCCAUUCUGGGACCCCACAUGGGCGCCAUCCUCGGUGCCUGGAUCUACACCCUCGCCGUGGAGCUGCACUGGCCCGGUGCCACGUACGAGAUGGACGGCGGCAACCCCGUGUCCAUCAAGGACGACAUACAUGGCCCUGAUGGAAUGUAUAGCGAAUUUGAGAACAGCGUCCAGAUGCGAGGCAUCAAGCUGGGCGACUCCAAGAACUGAUUCCCCGAACGCAGCCAGCCGGCGAAAACUCCGAAGCACCAACGAAUCUUGCAGCCCGAAAACGAAACCGAAAUCGUCCAAGUGCCCAAGAUGUGUGCGCCUUCCCUCACUCCCUGUGCUGCUCGGGAAAUUCUUCCGCACUCGGCGACAAAGCCUGCCAAAGAUCGUUUCAUCUUACUGUUUAAUGUUAUUAUUAUUAAUAUUAUUAUUGCUGUUUUCUUUUUGUUAUAUCUAUAUUAUUAGUUUUACCUUCAACCGUCGCUCAUCCGAAACUGGCUCGUCUCUCUUCAAGAAAUUAAGUCUACUGGAAGCUGAACCGAUAUAUGAAACAUGCAAAAUAAUGUUCACAUUGCCCUUGAGAGGUAUUAUUAUUCAGCUUCCGAUCUUAUCAUCAUUUUAUGUAUUAUACUAUUUAUUGUGCCUUAAUCAGAUUAAAAUGACUGAUGUAUGUCGAUUGGUUUAUUGCAGCAACUUACAACCCAAGUUCUUAUUUCAUGAGAAAAAAAAAAUUAGCAUGACCAUCUCCUCUUUUUUGAACCUUCUUUUUUCUUUAGAUGAUUGGCGAUCUGUCUCCUGGAUGUUUGAUGUUGGUAUAGGACAUGUGUCACUCACAUAAUUCAAAGUCUAAUCACGCGAUUUGACAUGAUCUUCUCAAUAACCAAACAGGCGGAUCUAAACACUGACAUUUUAUAUGACUGUUCGGACUUCUCAUAAAGAGGCAGAUCUAAGCUAUUUUACCUAUCAAAGCCUCAAGCAUUCCAAUGAUUAGCCAGACGAGCCAUGGUUGAAUGCAUCACUUUGUUUUCUUCCUGAAGCACUUAGAAACAUGAUUCAGAUCCAUUAUUCAUGUUCAUUGACGCAGUCACAUCAAAUGUAUAUUUGCCCGUAUUGUCUUUUGUUUUGUUUUUCUGCUGACAUGCACUAAAACUAUUUCAACACUCCGGUGAAUUUGCUGUUAAAGCGGGUAUAAAUUGAUGGCACAGUGUUAAAUGCGACUUUCUACCAAAUAGCGUUAUGACAUGACGUCAAAGUCAUGCUACCUUUUUAAAGAAUUUCGCAAGCUUAAAGCAAUAAUUUUCAAGCGUGUACAUAAAAGUGUUGUAUCAAGUAUCUUUGAAUUUAACCCAAAUUUAUAGAUUUGUUUUUGCUUUUUUUUUUACGUAAAGUGUACAGUACGUGGAACUCUGUUUUUUCCACCACAGAUUUAAGGAGGGAAUAAAAUCGGAAGCUGGAAUUUGUUGCAUGGUUCACGACGAACCCGUGAUUCGAUUCCAAAGAAUAUACAAGAGCCUAAAACUCUGCUGUGUACGUCUUAUACGUUUUACGUGACUCGCCAUAGCGCAAUUUAGGGACUGUUCUUUUCCUGCCGCAUUAAACAGUUUGACGGGUCAACAUCUUGCUAUGCAAACUGGUAAUUCUUCAAUGAUAACUUCUUAAAAUGUCAUUUUUUUUUUCAGAAUUUAUUAUUUCUGCGAGUUAAAAUAGGUGGAUUAGAGAUUUCAAGGUCGGUGCGACACCUCCAACACCCGCGGACGUUCCCAAUCCGUAGUUGGUUCCAAUUUAGCUUAGAAAGUAGUAGAGACACAAGCGCGUGCGCUAAAAUUUGUCCCAGGUGUCUAAUCAUUUCUUAUUUUACCUUCUUUUUUUUUUUUCAACAACGGUCAAUAAUAAAUUUUGCUGCACACUCUGAAGUCACGACAAUUCUGACAAUCAGCCCUGCGCCUGCACAAAAGAUCCUACACGCUCUUGUAAUAUUUUAAAAAUUUUUAAAGGAUUUCUUCUUUUUUUUUUCAUAGGCACGUAUUUUUUGCAGGGUUCUAUUUCACGGUUAACUAUUGUAUUGUUUGUUAUAGCGUUUUGUAUUAGAUGUACAUCCAAGGACGCGGUUAGUGCGAACAAGUAUAAUGACCACUUUCUUCUGAUUUUCUUUUAGAAUCAAAAGGCUCUAAUAAAAACUAUUAGCCUGGUGAAGAGUGCUCCCUUGGGGCACUAACCUAAGCGGUAAUAAUUGGUGCCCACGCCAUACUUUUUCGAAGUAAAAUGCGGAAAGCACCGGUGUCGAGUUCGUGCUAACAAUGUCGCGCUGUGUAUCUAUCGCCCUGCUCAUCCGUAUGUCGUUUUAGUGACUUGCUGUCUGUGUACGUUUGUUUUAGAGGAUUGUUUUAUGUUACUGGAGACGAAUAAAACAUGUCAACCAAA
Ixodes scapularis (black-legged tick) is the source of this 3426-nucleotide messenger RNA. Its product is annotated as aquaporin-10. Gene Ontology annotation, molecular function: water channel activity; glycerol channel activity. The coding region runs from base 310 to 1227 and encodes 305 amino acids. NCBI's taxonomy places the organism in Eukaryota, Metazoa, Arthropoda, Arachnida, Ixodida, Ixodidae. The transcript is spliced from 8 exons. Gene Ontology annotation, biological process: water transport; glycerol transmembrane transport. The record is from RefSeq and is a predicted model, not a curated record. Gene Ontology annotation, cellular component: basolateral plasma membrane; plasma membrane.